GGGAGCAGGGAGGCCUGAGACCCUUAAAUCCACAGUGAAUACACCUGGGGAUUGAGGGGCCUUGUAACCAGGUCCUCUGCUGCAAUCUUAGCACCUACUGUGCACUCAGAGCUUGACUCACACUGCAGCUGUAAGCCUAUUGCACAGACGAACACAUCAGGCAGAGAUUGCAGACUGGUCAGUUUUUUGAAGAGCCAAGACUAUCUAUCAUGUGCUGUCACUCCAAGGCAGACAAUCAAGGCUGUGGGCUGGCCAGAGGGCUGGUCACAAUUUCUUCUGCCCCUGCACCUGCUGAUGGGAUUUAGGGAAGAUAAAAGUGGGACUUCCCAGUGCUCACUGGACACUGCAGACACAGCUACCAACUGGUACCCACAGUGUGGAUGUCACCCCAGCCUGUGGCAGGAGCUGGCUGGCCAGAACAUGAGUUGGAUUCUAUACCUGAGCCUCACCCUUUGCCUGAUGGUGCAGACAGCCCUGGGUGCUCAGCACACCAAGGAACCUCUAGUGAUUACCAAAUAUGGGACCCUCCAAGGAAAACAGAUGCACGUCGGGAAGACACCCAUCAAUGUCUUCCUAGGAGUGCCCUUCUCCAGACCGCCUGUGGGUGUCCGCAGGUUUGCUGCCCCAGAGCCCUGGGAAGGAAUCAAAAACGCCACCACCUAUGCCCCUGCGUGCCUUCAGGAGUCCUGGGGACAGAUCACCUCCAUGUACUUCAACACGCGUAAACAGUACAAGUGGCUGCGCUUCAGUGAGGACUGUCUGUACCUGAACGUGUACGCUCCAGUGCGCGCGCGUGGGGACGCUCCGCUGCCGGUGAUGGUCUGGUUCCCAGGAGGUGCCUUCCUCGUGGGCUCCGCUUCCACGUACGAUGGCACGCAGCUGGCCUCUCGCGAGAAAGUGGUGCUCGUGCUUCUGCAGCACAGGCUCGGCAUCCUGGGUUUCCUGAGCACGGGCGACAGCCAGGCCCGCGGGAACUGGGCGCUGCUGGACCAGGUGGCUGCUCUGCGCUGGGUACAAGAGAACAUCGCAGCCUUCGGCGGAGACCCACGCUGCGUGACCCUGUUUGGCCAGUCUUCGGGGGCCAUGUGUAUUUCGGGACUGAUGAUGUCACCCCUAGCCCGCGGUCUCUUUCAUCGGGCCAUUUCCCAGAGAGGCACCGCAGCACUCAGAGCCUUCAUCACUCCUGACCCGCUGAGGGUGGCCAAGACAGUUGCCCGCCUGGCAGGCUGUACCUACAACAGCACACGGAUUCUGGUAGACUGCCUGAGGGCACGAUCAGGGGCUGAGGUGAUGCAUGUAUCUAAGAAGAUGGGAUUCUUCCACCUGAACUCCCAGAAAGACCCUCAGGAGGUUGUGUGGUUCAUGAGCCCGGUGGUAGAUGGUGUGGUGUUCCCAGAUGACCCAGCGGUACUCCUAAGCCAGGGGCAAGUUGCACCUGUGCCCUAUCUUCUGGGUGUCAACAACCUGGAGUUCAGUUGGCUCUUACCUUUUAUCAUGAAGAUCUCACUAAACCAGUUCAUAAUGAGAAAAGGAAUCAUCACCAAGCUGCUCUGGAGAACCAGUACCCUGUUGAAUAUCACCAAAGAGCAGUUACCACUGGUGAUGGAGGAGUACCUGGGUGACAUUGAUGACCAUGACUGGAAAAUGUUAAGAAACCGUUUAAUGGGCCUAGCUGGGGAUGCGAUCUUUGUGUACUCCACACUACAGGCUGCCCACCACCACAGAGUUUCCCUAUUCCUAGAUGCUGGCUUCCCUGUCUACCUGUAUGAGUUUGAGCACCACACUCCCACCGGUGUCAUCAUCAAGCCCUGCACUGAUGGGGCAGACCACGGGGAUGAGAUCCACUUCAUCUUCGGGAAUCCCUUCUCCAAAGGCCAUUCCACGGUUGAGGAGAAAGCACUGAGCCUCCAGAUGAUGAAAUACUGGGCCAACUUUGCCCGUACAGGAAACCCCAAUGGUGGGAAGCUGCCUUACUGGCCACGCUAUAACGAGGAGGAGAAGUACCUGCAGUUGGAUUUCAUCACGAGGGUGGGUGUGAAGCUCAAGGAGGAGAAGAUGGCCUUUUGGAUGAGACUGUACCAGCAUUAAGGACCUGAAAAGCAGAGGCACUUUUGAGAGUGGCUGUGCAGGAGGGCGUCUAAGGUAUUUCCCCACCACCUAAGCUUUGGGUAGACUGGCCGUGGACACAUCUGGGACAAGCGUCCUGCCUUCCCCAAUGUAGGACCUGCAGAGAUUCCCUACUAUCUCCAGGCCAGAGCUAGAGCCUAAGCCAGUUGUUUGGGGCUCUGCACUGCACUCUUCAGCCUGACAUCCCAUGAUGCCCCCGUCUCACUGAUUCUAGCAGGUUAGGCCAGGUUCUAUUACUGCUCCACUGUGCCCAGCCACCCAGCCUCAGGACAAACCCAACUCUUCCUUCUCCAAAUCCUCCCACCCUUCAAAGUCUACUUGAACCCUUUGUUUAGAUUUCUUUGGUGAAAUCCACCCAGACUGCCACUGCCCUUACCAUUACACCCAGCUUGUCAUUGACCUUUCAUCCUGCCCAGCCUUGUGCCUGUUCACAUUACACUGGCCUGAGGCCUUGGUCAGAUUAUUUGUUAUGUGGGGUGAAGCUUUGAUAGCUUAGGAUCUUCUCCUCCUUGCAUACUCACCUCCCCUGAAACCCCUCCAAAGCCUGGACACAGGGAUGGUCCUCAAUAAAAACAUGUUGAAUUGA
Neofelis nebulosa (Clouded leopard) is the source of this 2713-nucleotide messenger RNA. It is a transcript of the gene CES4A, whose product is annotated as carboxylesterase 4A. The transcript is spliced from 14 exons. NCBI's taxonomy places the organism in Eukaryota, Metazoa, Chordata, Mammalia, Carnivora, Felidae. The record is from RefSeq and is a predicted model, not a curated record. The coding region runs from base 295 to 2088 and encodes 597 amino acids.